Molecule: messenger RNA, 1784 nt
Organism: Cornus florida
Lineage: Eukaryota; Viridiplantae; Streptophyta; Magnoliopsida; Cornales; Cornaceae
Product: zinc finger CCCH domain-containing protein 39-like
Exons: 3
Coding region: 505-1455 (316 amino acids)
Molecular function (GO): metal ion binding; mRNA binding
Source: RefSeq, a predicted model, not a curated record
ACACUUAAAAGGGUUUUGUUUGAAAUGUUACAGAGAUGGAUUGAUUGUCUGCAAUGCAAAUAAAUGGUCGUUCAAGACACUUUUCACUCUGUUUUUUUUUUUUUUUUUCUUUGGCAGUAUUGACAAAACUUAUUUUAUCUGAUUAACAAACAAGAUAUGUGCUAUUGAUAGAAUCUGAAGGUUUUUGCCCAAAUUUCUAUUAUGGGUUUGUUGAAUUUCAUUGACAUUAGGCAUUCUGUGCUCAAAUUCUAUGUGAAUAUUCUGUAAAUCUGAAUCAAAAUCUACGGUUUAAUGCAAAAUGUUCAUGUGUUUUUUUUUUUUUUUUCAAUUAGGUCCCUGGAAGAACUACCCAAGGUUAAUUGUUUUCCAGCUUUGAAACCCUAAAUUUCCGCUUGCUACACUUACUCUGAAGGUUUUUGUUCAAAUUUCUAAUAUGGGCCCCAAGAAGAACGACUCAAGGUGAAUUGCUUUCCAGCUUUGAAACCCUAGAAUACAGCCAACAACAUGAGUGUGCCUGCACGGACCGGCAAGCUUUUUGCCCCACCCAAUGAAUCUGGCGGUGAAGCACUUGCGUUCUGGUCACCAUUACCACCACCAUGUCAACAACAAUUUGAAGAUCCUUGUCUUAUUAAGUACCCAUCUUUCAAGAAACCCAUAUCUUCUGAUACAGUAUUGAAUCCGAGGAUCACUUUACCGGUCAGUAGAUCGAUAGAUGCCAUUCCCUUCAAGACCCAAUUAUGCACUAAGUUUAGAUUGGGUAAUUGCAGUUAUGGGAACCAUUGUCACUUUGCCCAUGGCAUUGGAGAUAUCCGAAAGCUUCCACCCGGUAAGCAGGGCCGUGUGGUUGAAAUUUGGGAUGAGAACCGCAGAAUUAUCAGUGAAAGACUAUGUAGGAAGUUCUGGAAUGGGGAAGAGUGCCCAUAUGGAGUGAGAUGUCAUUUUGUUCACAAAGGUCUCAAGAAAGUUAGAGAAGAUAUAGGUCUUUCGAGGAAGAAUACUGCGAUAAGCAUUUCAACUACUGGGUCUGGAGGGGAUUGCAGAAGUGGCUCUGAUCCAUUUGAAUACACGAGGGUUGUAAAUUCAAGUUUGAAUGCUAAUGGAGUGAACCAAAAUCAAGUGUUUUGGAAGACGAGGCCCUGCAGAAAGUGGGAGACAACCAGUUACUGCCCAUAUGGCGAUAGAUGUUCCUAUGCUCAUGGACUAGCAGAACUACAGAAGCUUGGCAACUACACAGCAUUGGAGUCGGGGAAUGUCUCUGUUUCGAAGGCUCGUGCUAUUCCUUCCAAAUAUGCAUCAACCAGCAGAAUAGUGAUUGAGACUAGCUAUAAGCAGCAACUGCAGGGUAAGAAGUGCUUAUUCAAGCGGAAAGGAGUUGAGAAGAUCACUGGCAUCUAUGCUGAUUGGAUUGAUGAUAUGCCUCUUCUGCAUAGCUCAUUGGGCAGAGUGGGCAGCUGAAUUUGAAUUUGAUUUGCGCCAAAAGUCAAAAUUUUAUGUUACACUGAGCUACAGAUAGGAAUCCGUUUUGUUUUUCGUUCAGUAAUCCCGGGGUUUGACAAUUAGAAGGCUUGUUUGCCUAGUCACCUCAGGGUUUCACAAUUAGGCUAAUAUGAGAUUUUUUUUGAUCUAUAGGAACCUACCUCCUCAAAAACCAAUACUGGAAAAUCUUAUGCUGCAGAAGAAGAGGAUAUAAUCACUUUGUUUACUAAUAGACCAUCAUGAAUUUAUGACUCAUAAGACUUUCACUGACUGUUCAUUAUGUUACAUAGUGGAGUUUGUUAUGUUCA